CCGGCCCGGCACAGGGCCCCAAGGAUUCCCCGGCCCCGCCAGUUCCCUUGGCUGCGGAGUUCUCGGAGCUCUUCGCGCGCUGUGCAGUCCCAGGCUACAGGGAACUCACGUGUCCCAGGUGACUCCUUUUGCACAGUUGGAUGGAAGGAUGCUCUUUUCCUGAUAGAAGAUGAUGAUCUCGGAGAAUGAUCAUGGAGAAGGGGAUGAAUUCUGGAGGACUGCCUUCCAGACCAUCUCAGGCAUCUGCUGCUAAAGGAACAGUCAAGGAGUUAGAAACACAGCACCCCUGUAAGGAGAAACGAGGGGGCUUUGUGCUGGUGCAUGCAGGUGCAGGCUAUCAUUCGGAAUCCAAAGCCAAGGAAUAUAAACAUGUAUGCAAACGAGCUUGUCAGAAGGCAAUUGAGAAGCUACAAGCUGGUGGUCUUGCUGCAGAUGCAGUGGCUGCUGCUCUGGUGGAACUUGAGGAUUCUCCUUUUACAAAUGCAGGAAUAGGAUCAAAUUUAAAUCUCUUAGGAGAGAUUGAAUGUGAUGCCAGCAUAAUGGAUGGAAAGUCCUUAAACUUCGGAGCCGUUGGAGCAUUGAGUGGAAUCAAGAAUCCAGUCUCAGUUGCCCACAGACUCUUGUGUGAAGGGCAGAAGGGCAAGCUCUCUGCAGGCAGAAUUCCUCCCUGCUUUUUAGUUGGAGAAGGAGCCUACAGAUGGGCAGUGGAUCAUGGGAUACCCUCUUGCCCUCCUAGCACCAUGACCACAAGAUUCAGCUUAGCUGCAUUUAAAAGGAACAAGAGGAAACUGGAGCUGGCAGAAAGGGUGGCAACAGAUUUCAUCCAGCUGAAGAGAAGGCGACAGUCAAGUGCAAAGGAAAAUGACUCAGGCACUUUGGACACGGUGGGUGCUGUGGUCGUGGAUCACGAAGGGAAUGUUGCUGCUGCUGUCUCCAGUGGAGGCUUGGCCUUGAAACAUCCAGGGAGAGUUGGGCAGGCUGCUCUUUAUGGGUGCGGCUGCUGGGCUGAGAAUGCUGGCGCUCAGAACCCCUACUCCACAGCUGUGAGUACCUCAGGAUGUGGAGAGCAUCUUGUGCGCACCAUCCUGGCUAGAGAAUGUUCACAUGCUUUACAAGCUGAAGAUGCUCACCAAGCUCUGUUGGAGACUAUGCAAAACAAAUUUAUCAGUUCACCUUUCCUUGCCUGUGAAGAUGGUGUGCUUGGCGGAGUGAUCGUUCUCCGGUCAUGCAGAUGUUCUUCAGAGGCUGACUCCUCCCAGGAUAACCAGACACUGCUGGUGGAAUUUCUGUGGAGCCAUACUACAGAGAGCAUGUGCGUGGGAUAUAUGUCAGCCCAGGACGGCAAAGCCAAGACUCACAUUUCACGACUCCCUCCUGGUGCUGUGGCAGGACAGUCUGUUGCCAUCGAAGGUGGGGUUUGCCGCCUGGAGAGCCCCGUGAACUGACUCCAGGCUGAAUAUGAAGUGUCUGAGAGGCAUUUCAGAGCCUGAGCUUCGGGCUGUUUAAUUGAAGUUGGAUGUUUUAAUCUUCCCUGUUUUGUAAUUCUUAUUGCCACCUCGGGCACUGCUUGGGACACAAGUGCUGCUAUACUUAGUGCUGGUUGACACUCGAGUCUUAGAUGGGUGAGCGGAAGUCUGUGUGGGUGUGUAUCUGUGUGCAGUGUGUAUGCUUGCUUCUCCCUGAUGGGAUAAGUUCUCCUCAAGUGCAACCUAUGAAUGAGAAUGAUUAAAUCUUUACAAAAUGUGUGCUUUAACUGUUUACAAGUAAACCUAAAAUUGUAGAAAACUUUUAUUUCUUCAAGAGGUACCAACUAUGGUUGAUACAAUGUGUCUGAACUGAAGAGUGAAUCUGCUUGUUUAAACAACUUGACCUUGAUUGUAGUCCAUUUAAUAACAGUAAUCAGUAAUAUGGUGUCAGUUUAAGUGGGUGGUGUGGUAACUUAAAGUUGUUCUCAUCCCUCAUGCAGGGCAUUUUUCCUUGAACACAGAAUGGUUUCAGUGAAACCAUUCUAGCAGAGAACUAAAGUCAGAACCUUUUAAAGUAAUGGUCUUAUUGAUAAAGUUUGUGCUUCUUUCCUGAGCUAUUUGAAGCUUAAGUAUUGCAUAGCUUUGCGCCGUGUGUACUAUAAUUAUGAAAGACUAUGUAAAGAAAGUGUUCCGUAACACACAGUUUUAAUUUGUGUAUAAUGGAAUGUUAUUUACAAUGUAACACUGUAAAUAAGAAAGCAAACGUUUAUGGGAAAAUUCAAUAUUAUCUUUGUUUUUUGUUUAAAUAUAUUUUUAAGAUAAAGGUACAAAAAUAAAAGAAGCCUAUUACUGGGUAUGGUGUGUGGCUGCUUGUCUCUGACGAAUCUUUUGAAUCCU
Molecule: messenger RNA, 2363 nt
Organism: Mus pahari (shrew mouse)
Lineage: Eukaryota; Metazoa; Chordata; Mammalia; Rodentia; Muridae
Gene: Tasp1
Product: taspase 1
Exons: 14
Coding region: 186-1445 (419 amino acids)
Biological process (GO): protein maturation
Molecular function (GO): threonine-type endopeptidase activity
Source: RefSeq, a predicted model, not a curated record